This is a messenger RNA of Cokeromyces recurvatus, 738 nucleotides long. RefSeq names its product Mob1/phocein. Gene Ontology annotation, cellular component: cytoplasm. The transcript is spliced from 6 exons. The record is from RefSeq and is a predicted model, not a curated record. Lineage: Eukaryota; Fungi; Mucoromycota; Mucoromycetes; Mucorales; Mucoraceae. Bases 1 to 738 code for a protein of 245 amino acids.
AUGACUGAAACUACAGAAACUCCAAAAGCAGUUCUUAGAAGACUGUAUCCUGGAAAACGUUUAGAAGAUUCUUUUCAAUGGCCUAUUGAAAGUUUAGAUACUCUGGAAUCAGCGUUCAAUGUUCAAGAAUAUUUACAACAACUAAUACGAAAAGAUUAUAAUGAUGUUCAUCAUAUUGUUGAAUUACCAGAUAAUGUUGAUGAUGAAGUUUGGCAAUAUGAACAUUUAAGACAAGUUUGUUUAGAACUAAGCUUACUAGUUGUAGCAUUAGAAUCGGAAUGUACUAAACAAAAUUGUCCCGAAAUGAAAGCAGACGGAUGGCUAUAUCUUUGUGCUGCUCAUCCUGCUACACAAUCAGUACAUUGUCCUGCCAUAGAUUAUAUAAUUCAUACUUUAGAUGGAGCAACGAUUUUAUUAAAUAACUCCAAAUACUUUCCAAGCAGGAUUUCAGUUCCUGAACCAUCACUAAAACAUUUCCAAUCUAUUGCAAGACGUCUUUAUCGCAUAUUUGCUCAUGCUUAUUUUCAUCAUAGAGAAAUAUAUGAAUCCUUUGAAAAUGAAACUUCCUUAUAUGCAAGAUUUCUUUUGUUAUCUCAGACUUAUGGGUUGAUCCCAUCAAGUUUAGUCAGUAUCCCAGAUAAAGAAGAAUCCAAUGCAAAUGAUAAUGAAGAAGAUAACGAUUACAAUAGAAAUAUACCUCAUAAUGCGUCUGCCAUUUUAUUAUCUCAAGGUUCAUAA